ACACUCGGGGGCUUCCAAAUCGAAUCAAAAUGUUGAGGAGAUCAACUAUUCUAGUGGUGCUCUGCUGUGCCCUAAGCCUCUCCAGGGGGAUUCAGGAGUUGGAUACCAUUCCAUCCAAUAGGAUUGCUGGUCCAGGCGAACCCAUGUACUAUCUGAUGGCAGAUGCCGGCUCAUCGGUGGGUCCCAACGAUGCACUGAAGCGCACAAAUCGCUCGCUUCUCAAAUGGUGGGACGAUCUUUUCCGUCAAAACAAUUGUUGCAACAACAACAACAAUGUGCUGUAUCCACCUCUGGCCCCUGUGGCACCUGUUGUCCAACCGCAAACGAAUUGCAAUGGCAAUGGCCUGCAGUUGCAGGAUCUGGAUCCCUUUAAGCAAAUGAAAUUGUUUAAGAAGAUCCCCGAUCUAUUUGGCAAUCCGAUCGGAAAUUGUGGGGGACUGUGCGGUGGCAAUUGCGGACAGCCGGCGUUGCAGCCGCAGGUAAACUAUUUGGCGCCUCAGCCAACUCCUGGUUAUGGUGGGGAUGAUUAUGCCAAGCCGAAUCCUGAGUAUAAUGGUCCUGGCGACGGCGAUGCGGGCUAUGUGGCUCCAGUGGUGGCUCCUCCGGUUACGUAUGAUGCUCCAGCGCCACCGCCCUCCAGCUAUGAGGCGCCUGCUCCUAGCUAUGUUGAUCCCGCUCCCCCUGCCCCCGUCUACGAUGCUCCUGCACCUCCUGCUCCUAGCUAUGAAGCUCCUACUCCCAGCUACGAACAGCCUGCCCCCGCACCAGAGUCCUAUAGCAAAGUGGAUGACUAUUCCCCGCCUGCCAGCACUUAUCCGGUCGCACAACCACCGCAGAUUGUCUAUCAACCCAUCAUCUAUGUCUCUGCACCACCAGCAUCCAGGACAGACGUUGCCACAAAGGUGCAAGUAGAUGAACAGAGCUACAACAAUCAGCCAGCAGCUCCUGUCUAUGAGGCGCCAGCGGCUCCUGUCUAUGAAGCGCCACUGGCUCCUGUCUAUGAAGCCCCACCAGCCGCAUACGCACCACCGCCGCCGCCACAACCUUCUGCCACGCCCUGCGGUAGUUAUCUGCCCCUUUGGGGCGUUCCUGUCUAUAACUAUGGGGCGCAAGCAGCGGCUCCUCCUGCACCACCUGCAUACGCCCCUGCGCCAGUGGCACCUCCGGCCUAUGCACCUGCCCCUCAAUCACCUGGCUAUGCCACGCCCAGCUGUGAGACGCCCAUACGACUCUCGUUGAUCGAUCAACCGUAUCGCGUGGCACCAGAACUCUUUGAAGAAUACAACUAUCGUCUAGGUUUGGCCGCACAGAAUCGAUUAUAGUCCAUAGAUCUCUAUUUCCUGACAAUCCUGUAAAUAAAAUGCAUCUAACGAUUUGUG
Messenger RNA from Drosophila persimilis, 1379 nucleotides. RefSeq names its product extensin. NCBI's taxonomy places the organism in Eukaryota, Metazoa, Arthropoda, Insecta, Diptera, Drosophilidae. The transcript has a single exon. The record is from RefSeq and is a predicted model, not a curated record. The coding region runs from base 30 to 1322 and encodes 430 amino acids.